AUGAAGUUAUUCCAAUCCGACUAUUUAUUCAAUUACCCCUGGGAUCAAGUAACCGCCGCCAAUUGGCAAAAGUACCCAAACGAGCUUUCAACUCAUGUGGUUUCGGUGGACAUUUUAAACAGAAGACUAGUCAAUGACCACGUCCUACGCACCGAAAGAUUGAUUGGAUGUAAACAGUCAAUACCGAGAUGGCUUUCUUUUUUGGUUGGAGGUGCAUCUUUGAGCUACGUACGUGAAGUAUCAGAAAUUGAUUUGAACAACAAGACUUUGGUGAUGAAGUCGAUGAAUUUAACCAUGAAUCAUUUGUUAUUGGUGAAAGAAACUGUCAUCUACAAACCCGACUUAAACUUACCAUCACACAAGACUACAUUUAACCAAAGUGCUGAGAUUACUGCCUUUGCUGGGGUAUCGAAGUUGUGUGACAAGUUGGAACAUUGGAGUGUUGAGAGAUUUGGCCAGAAUGCUAAAACUGGUAGAUUGGCUUUUGAAACUGUGUUGAACCGUUUGACUGAGAAAUGGGAUCAAACAGGGGUAUUUUUAAAGAGCUGA
Messenger RNA from Lodderomyces margitis, 549 nucleotides. RefSeq lists its product as uncharacterized. Gene Ontology annotation, cellular component: mitochondrial intermembrane space. Bases 1 to 549 code for a protein of 182 amino acids. Lineage: Eukaryota; Fungi; Ascomycota; Pichiomycetes; Serinales; Debaryomycetaceae. The transcript has a single exon. Gene Ontology annotation, biological process: phospholipid transport. Gene Ontology annotation, molecular function: phosphatidic acid transfer activity. The record is from RefSeq and is a predicted model, not a curated record.